This is a messenger RNA of Zingiber officinale, 1523 nucleotides long. RefSeq lists its product as uncharacterized. The transcript has 3 exons. Bases 599 to 1117 code for a protein of 172 amino acids. Lineage: Eukaryota; Viridiplantae; Streptophyta; Magnoliopsida; Zingiberales; Zingiberaceae. The record is from RefSeq and is a predicted model, not a curated record.
AUGAGAAAAUCGAACCCUUUUUUUUAGGGUUAAUGCGUCGUUUGGCUAUUUUUCCGCUGAAUGAUUUAAAAUUUGUACUGUUCAAUUAGUUUUUUUAGAUUUUUGAUUGUCUGAGAAUCGACGAGAUUUCAAAUUUUAAGACCUGUUUGAUGCCCUUCCUACAGGAAUUUGUUCAUUUUCUGAUUUUUGCCGUGGUUGAACUUCGGAUCUCCUCUUUUUUUUUUUGAGUUCGUUUGGUGUUAGUUGAAUCAUUUUAUGGAGUUAUUAGCCAGCGAGCAUAAGAAAUUCGAACCCUUUUUUUAGGGCUGAUGCAUCGUUUGGCUAUUUUUCCGCCGAAAGAUUUAAAUUUGUACUGUUCAAUUAGCUUUUUAGCUUCCGAUUGCCUGAGAACCGACGAGAUUUCAAAUUUCAAGUCUUGUUUGAUGCGCUUCCUACAGGAAUUUGUUCAUUUUCUGAUUUUUGCCGUGGUUGAACUUCAGAUCUCCUCCAGUUUUUUUAAGUUCGCUUGGUGUUAGAAUCUUCGAUUGGAGGUCUUAUUUGGUGGAUCUGUGCUUCUACAGGCGUUGCGGUCGUGGAUCUCGAAGAGAUCGGAGCAGAUAUGAAUCACUGCGCGAUGCCGCAACAGAACGCCUUCCCCGCCCGCGAAGAGAUCCGAGCUCCCUUCGCCGAGCGGAGGCCGCCGGUCUUCUGCCCCAAGCCGCGGCGGCUAAGCCAGUUCGCUACUGCCGUUGCCGAUCCGCUCCGGACCCUUCGACGUCAUUCGAAUUACCAAAUCGACUUCUCUGAUUCGAAGGCCGGGGCAGAUCUCCUCGACAUAUUUCUCAGAAAGGGCGAAGACCAGACGCAAGUAACUUCCUCGCCGCCCUUCUUCUGCGGCUCGCCGCCGAGCCGUGCGGCGAACCCAGUGAUUCACGACGCUCGCUUCGGCGAGGAUCGCCCACCGCCACCGGCGCUCUUCCCCCCUUCCCCACUAACCCAACCCAACCCACCGAUGUCCCCCAAGCAAGGUCGUGUCCACGCAAAGUUCGGCCUGGUCCCGGCCGCCGUCCGCGUCGAGGGUUUUGACUGCCUCAACCGCCGCCGCCGGAGCCACAGCAGCAUCACUGCCGUUGCAUGAACAGAAGAGGAAGAGGAAAGGAAGAACAAAAUUAACACCAAAAGCCAAGAAUUUUCAGCCAAAGAUUGGAGCUUUGAAGGAUUUUCCAUGACCUUUCAGUUUUUCUUCCCAAUUGUACAUUUUUCCCCGUAGCAAUCAAUCUUCUUCUCCUUCUAUUUGAAGUUUUUUUCUUUUUUCUUUUCCCCCUUUUUGCUUGAUUCAUGAAAUGGGUUUCAGCCAUUGUUCUUAUGGUCCGAGGCUUCGAAGCUGUUCAUUCUUGCUGGAAAAAAAACAACAAAAAAUCUGGAUUGUAACUCGUAUCAUCCAACUCCUCAAAUAUGUAACUAUUCAAUCUGUAAAAAAAGUAUAUGCUUCUUCUUGCUUAAUGGUCAUAGUUUGUGGCUGUUUGAUGUCACCAUUGGUGCCA